This is a messenger RNA of Seminavis robusta, 3636 nucleotides long. The record is from the annotation of a GenBank genome assembly. NCBI's taxonomy places the organism in Eukaryota, Bacillariophyta, Bacillariophyceae, Naviculales, Naviculaceae.
AUGGCACGCUUUCAACCGGGAACCAGGGAAUGGGCCAUGCGAGCAUUUGAUGACUGGAUCCAACAAAAAACAGAGACAAACGAAAGCAGCAGCCGCAUUUUUGUCCUCAUGGCACAGGCUGGGAUUGGGAAGACUGGGAUUGUGUGUCGUUUGGCUCGAGAACGAUCGCAACACAUUCUGGCACAACACUUCUGUCGUCACGAUGACAACCGCAAACGGAAUCCAAAGCACAUGUUACUCUCCAUUGCUUAUCAAAUUGCAUGUCAAAUCCCACAAUACAGACGAUCCUUGGAAGAAGUUGUCGUAACACAACAAUUGACACGGGCCAACAUUCUCAAGGACUACAAUAUCGUGGGAAUUUUUGAAGAAUUCCUGCAGAUUCCACUUUCGUCCAUUGCAGAACCAGCAUCACCCGAGCAAUACCGACAAUUUGUUAUUCUCAUUGACGCCCUCGAUGAAUGUGAACAGAGUGGCAAAAAUGAGAUCUUGCUGUGUAUUCAACGUCACUUUUGGAAGCUGCCUCCUUGGAUUCGAAUCUAUCUCACGACGCGUCCCGAGAUUCCCAUAGUCGACAAGCUCAAAAAGUUCUCUCCAUCUUUCAUUGAACCUAGCCAACAAGAAAACAGAGACGACUUGGCAAUCUUUUUUCGAAAUCUGUUGCGACGGCUCGGGGGAGUUGUAGAAGAGGAUACAACAGAGGCUGCCGUGGAAAUGCUGAUCGAAAAGACUGGUGGUCUCUUCAUUUACGCCGCUCAUUUAGCGAAGAUGAUUGCGUCUGUAUCCUCUUCUGGCAAGAGCCUUACGUGGAGCCAACUGGAGGCAUUCCCGACCGGGCUAGAAGAAUACUAUGAAACACAGUUGGAACGGAUCAUAGUUGAUGACAAUUCUUAUUCUACGGAAUGGAGGAUUGCCCAGCUGGCCGUCGUGGCGCCGGAGCCUCUCCACGUAGAAGUCUUGCAAGCGAUUCUCGGCUCCUCUCGCAAAGAUCGCAUUUCAGCGCUCAAGACCCUGUCAGCUUUCUUUGCCAUUGAUGAGAACAGAAAAGUUCACGCCUAUCAUAAGAGCUUCAAGGACUGGCUGACUAGUCCAGAGAGAGAAGAUUCCGAUUUUUAUAUUGAUACCCAGCAGGUUGAAGAACUGUUCGCCACGAGAUGUUUGGAUAUCUUGAAAACCAAUGGAAUCCUCCGUGGAAUGGAUACUACUUCGGAUGUUCCGUCGAAACCUUAUCCGGAUGAAGUGGCCCAUUACGCAUUGCGUUAUGUUGUACAUCACCUUUGUGCGUGUAGAAGGCAUGAAAAGGCUCGCCAUGUGAUAUUGGACGUUGGUUGGCUCAUGGCGCGAGCUCAAGCAGGCGAUAGCAGGGGUAUCGAAACAGACUGCAGCUUGCUCGAGCACAUCGACCCAGCGGCGAGACUUGUCGGGCGUGCUAUCGGUCUUUCGAUGAAUGCGUUACGUCGUGAUCCACGACAACUUCCCGGGCAGCUGGUUGGCAGGCUCUUGUCCUCAACGGUAGCCACGGAAGAAUGUCAGAAUGAAACGCAAAUGAAGCUGUCUCGAUUCAUCCAAGCUCUCAAGCAGUUUGAUCAUGGAUUUGACUGGUGGUGCCCGGUGACACCAACGUGGGAGCAAGCUGAGCAGCCUUGCAUUCGUUUACUCGAAGGGCACAAAAGAGAAGUUCUUUGUUUGGCUUGGUCCAGAGAUGGUUCGGGAAGAAUUGCCUCUGGAUCGAAUGACGAGACUGUUAGAAUUUGGCACUCUGCGACGGGCGAAUGUGAACUGGUUCUUGAAGGACACAGUGGUCGUGUGAACUGUGUGGCAUGGUCUUCAGACUCAACACUGGUGAUCUCGGGUGGAAACGACACGCAUUUACGCGUAUGGGAUUCUGUGGUUGGGACCUGCGAGCUGGUUGCGGGCCAAAGCGACUAUGCCGUUCUCUGCCUGGACACUGGCAACGACUCACGAAUAUGCUUUGGAAAGGGGAAGAAUAUUUCUAUAUACAAUAUGGACACUGGUGAAAUCGACGGCGCCUUGGAAGGACACACAAGAACGGUUCUAUCCCUCUCCCGUCUGCUCGAUAGUGCCAAGCUUGUCUCUGGUUCAGAAGAUGGGGCCAUCGCUGUCUGGAACGUCGAUGACAUGACAAUGAUGCGUUCCUUUGUCGGGCACGACGGGGCUGUUACGUCGGUGCAGUGGCAUUCUGCUGGCACAGUCGUUUCAGCGGCACUGGACCGCCUCGUCAGGGUUUGGGACGUAAUAUCGCCGUCCUCCUCCCCCAAGCAGCAACCAACCCAGGAAUAUCUGCACUGUUCGGAUGAUUUCGCAUACUGUUCACGAUCACAUGUAUCGGCAUUCCCUGGGUCGGAAUGCGUGGCGUUGGGCUCUCGAUCAGGCAAAUACAGCACAGAAGUUGUGCUGUGGAACGUGCGGAGCGGAAGGGUCGAAAAGAAGCUUGAAAAACACUUGGGAACGAGUAAUCCUCUAGCGUUGUCGCCUGGCGGAAGAGUUGUGUCUGGGUUAGAGGAUGGAUCGAUUCGGGUGAUUGAACCGACCGCAGAGGACAAUAAUCUUUGUGGAAUGUCAUUCUUGAGUCGUUACUUUGGAUGUCGAGUAUGGUCACCUGAUGGAAACACCCUGGCAUCUGGCGGCGACAACAAUAUCAUCGGAGUUUGGGAUCCUACGAACGGGGACUGCUUCUGCAUGCUAGCAGGACAUUUGGGGAUGCAGCGUGCAUUGGAAUUCUCCUCAGACAGCAAGCUUCUGGCAUCUGCUUCAGUCGACCAAACAGUCAGAAUAUGGGACAUUGAAAAAUACCAAUGCCGAUUCGUCCUUGCGGGCCACACAGGAAAAGUAAGGCGGCUGUCAUGGUCAAGAGAUGACACCAAGUUGGCAUCAGGAUCUUCCGACAGGACAAUCCGCAUCUGGUGCGCCUCCACAGGAAGUUGCCUGCAAAUCCUUUCAAACCCGCUGAAUCGAGAAAUCGAUUUUAUUUCCUGGUCUCGAAGUGAACGGAUUGUCGGCGGCACGGAUGGUCGCAGUACAUUCGUUUGGAAUGCCACCAAUGCAAACAUGGAGCAUUCACUUGGAUUGGACCUACAUCGCGAUGCCAUCACGCGUUCAUUGACAUGUUCUCACGAUGGAGAUAGAAUUGCAGCCGGUUCGUUGAUUGCCCAUGUCAUUCGCAUUUGGAGCAUUCCUGAGUCAUCUUGCGAGAGGGUUCUCGCAACUCGAGACGAGGAAGCUCGAGAAAUGGAUCGAUGGGCUGAUUUUGAAGAUGGCAGCAGCGAAGAUCGGAAUACGAAGAUGGAGGCAGCUCGCAACAAGAGGGUCAGGGGCUUGCUCUGGUCGAGUGAUGAUUCGCUCUUGCUGUCUAUGUGUCAAGAGUUCAUUGCAAUUUGGGACGUACGAAGCGGUGUGUGCACGCAAACACUAAGCAGUUCAGGCGGUAUCCCCCCCGCGUUUUCGCCUUAUGAAGCAUCAUUCCUUAUUCGAGAUUUGUCCGAAAUGGCUGACCCGGUUGGAAUCGCCUGCAAGGAUGUUUUAGUCUUUGGAGACAAAGCGUGUGCUCUCAUUGGCUAUUCGAACACCAUCAAAUUCUUUCAGCUGGUCCGUCGUCACGAUGGAAGUGGCAGAAGCUAG